AGGCGGGAUGGUGGGAAGCGGCGGAAGAAGUCGGGAGAGAGAGAGAGAGAGAGAGAGAGCAGCUCUUGCUUGAAUAGCUGCCCUAGCCUGCAUUUGCUUGAUUGGAUUUGUGUUAGUUCUAGUUGGAAAUUGAGACAUGCGGUGCAAUAACUUCUGGUCAUAUCUUGUGGAACAAUGCCAGAUGGAAAGCGGAAAUCCUCUUGCACAAGUGGCGAAAAAUGGGGACCUUGAAAAACCUGACAGAGGCGCAUGCUGGAUAGCUCUUGCUUGCGGUGAUACAAUGGACUAUACAGCCACACUCACCCUUGCCAAAGAACGGCAAGAGGCUGCCGAAGCAGAGAGACUACGGCUAGCAGCGGAAGCUGCAGCCCAAGCCCAGCGUCAAGCUGAGGCAGACCAGUUGGCGACCGAUCAGCUGAACGCCGACAGCGCAGAACUUCUGAUUUCUAGCCAAGAACAGUGGACAGCGGUACUCAACGGGAUGCGUUAUGUUCCCGUAGCCGACACCGAGCCAACGACAGAGCUACAGGAGAGGCAAAACCUGGCAGACAUUCUACUCAACACAAUGCGCGCAGUCAUCUGGAACAGCACCAUGGGGGAACUUCAUUCCAAGUCCACACGGCAGCUGCAGCAAGAUCUGAACCACAACGUGAAGACACUUGCCGCAGCCAUCAAGGUCGCGGACUCCCAGCUGAAACAGUUGGACACCCGCAUUGCUACUCUGGAGACAAGGCCUCCCCAAGCAGCGCCAGGCUGCACGACAGACACGACGAAGCAGCUCAACGGGCGCAUCGAUCAUGUCGUCAAUCUCAUCGGCGACCUAGGUGCUUUCACUGGGCCGGACACGAUCAGUAGCACGGUGGCCGCCAUCAAGACGGACAUCACCAAGCUGCAGAUGAGACCGGGCGCCGCUACUAAGAGUUUCAAGAUGCCGCAGUUCACCAUCAGCAAGUUCGACGACUACAACAAGACAGACACUUUGACAUGGUGGCAAGGUUUCCUCACGGAAGCAUCUUGUCGCACUGUCCCGGCUGAAGACAUGUUGAAGGCGCUAUACCUACAACUGAUUGGAGGAGCGCAGGCAUGGAUGAAUCACCUGGCGGCUACCAAGCAAUGCACCAUCGCCGAACUGCACACGCACAUUACGUGGAAGGAGUUCGAGCAACUAUGGUUCACUCGAUUCAUGGUCCGCAACGUCGUGAAGGUGGCCAUGAACGAGGUGUACACUUGCUCACAGGGAAGAAUGCCAACUCGAGACUGGACGAUUAAGUGGCAGAAGAUAGUGACCACGCCAGGCUUCGAUUUGAGUUUUACAAACCAACGAUCCGAGUUCUUCUCGCGAUCAUGCGCAGGAUUGAGGUCGACGCUCGGCAACGAGUACGACUAUACCUCGUUCCAGGCUAUUCUGGACCGCGCAAACCUGGUCAUCCAAACGGACGACAAGGCCGCUAACGAGAAGCAGUCCCAGCCGCACUAUGCCAAUCCGAGGUCCGCUACAUUCGUUGACAUUGGCUCCACGCGGAACUACAUAAGCUCUGACCAUAUGGAAAGGCUGCGCCAUAGGACCAGGUUCCAACUGCUUAAUUGCAAACUGGUCCAGUGCCUGGCGACACUUGCGUAUCAUUUUCAUGACUUCAGCCCCGGUGUCAUGACUGAAGAUCGGGAGCCCGUCAAACUUGACAACGGUCUCGCAUGGCGUCGUGCUGGAGCUGGCUGCGGCGCAGAUGUGCUGUUGUGCCCCGGCCUUGAGUGUCCCCACGUCUAUCUCCAAGAUGUUGACGCGGUCGGCGAGGUCGGAGGGGCCGGCGCUGGCAUUGGCGUUAGCGACCCACUGCUCCAGCUGUCGAACGCGCUUGAGCAUCUGGAUGUCAUGUCCAGGUUACAUUAUGCUGAUCUGGUCUCCCAACCUUGCCAUCUGGAAAGAGAGAUUGUAAGGGAUGUUCAUCGAACAUUCCCACAGCAUGAGAUGUUUCAGGAGGAAGGCGGUGCAGGCCAAACUGCUCUCUUCAACAUUAUUAAGGCCUAUGCGACUCAACUCGCGCCGGAGGAUUAUGAAAUCCUCCAAGCAGAAGAACUUCAGGAUGAGUUACAGCGGCAAUUGGAUGAGGCAGCAGAGAGGAGAAGGAAAGCAAUUAUGAGGAAAGUUAGACUAGGGAGUAGAAUGCACGAGUUAAGCAGAUUAGAGCUAGACGAGUCAACACUUGACCCUGCGAUAAGAGCACUGCGUAACGCGCUCUUGUGUGUGGCGGAGACGCAGGUAGCUCAGCAAGAGGUGUUGGCCGAACUAGUGGUAGGCCAGAAACAAAUUCUGGCUGCAAUGCAGGCUCCUCAUCCAUUGAUGAGGCACCCUCAGUUUGUUGUAGCUCCCCCUUCGACCGGUGGUCCAUCAAGGACGCUUCCGCCGGUAGGGCAACCUUUCCAACCUAUGUUUGGCAUGCCCCCUCCAGGUGGUAUUGUAGCGACUAGUGGUCAGGUUCCUAGAGGCUCGGUCGUACCAUCGACAAAAGUGGUUACUACAGUCCCACUGUCAAGUGAGGCCCAGGUUAGCGUGCAGCAACCUGUUUCAAUGGCUAUGCAGCCACUGCAGCAGGCCCCUUGGCCCAUGCAGCCUAUGCAGUGGAUGCCCAAGAUACCCUUGCUGAGUCCUAAGUCCUUCUCCGGCGACAGGAAGAAGGACGAGGAUUUGGAUACCUGGGUAAGGACGGUGCCUACUAACGUGAGGCACAAGCUUACCAGGCCAGAGCAAGAAGUUGUUGUGGCUGCCUCCUUUUUAGAGGGGUCAGCAGCCCACUCGUUAAAUGGCCUAGUGCAGCAGGAGGGCUACGUUCAGGAUUUCGAUGCCUGGGCCCAGGCCCAGACAUUGGAACAGUUCGUACGGUCCGUUUACAACAAGUGGCAUGACCCGCAAGGGGCUGAAAAGGCCACGUACGCGAUCAACAGUCUUUGUGCCAGACUGUACAAGAAUGUGAGAGAGCUCAUGGAUACCGUAGAACGUCUGCUCGUGGUGCCUGGUGUGCGCUAUGACCAGCAGGUACUCCUUACGGAUUACCUCAGAUGUCUACCUUCAAAGGUAAGGACAAAGCUGGUAGAUGAGGCUUAUGUUGAUCAACACAACUUCGCCUCUUUCAGCAAGAAACCCUUAGACAUAGAGGCAAAGUGGGGAUUCGCGCAUCAGAGUCAGGGCGAUGGUAGGAAGAAGAGACUACCCCAAGACUGGAAAAAGAAAGGUCAACUAAUGUUCGUCGACCACGAUGGUCAGGCGACAGAAAUUGACUACUUCCCAGACCUUGGGGAGGACACAGAGCAUGAUGGGGCCAGUGAGACUUCAGAUGGGGGAGUCGUGGCACCCAUCAAAGCAAAGGCUAGGGGGACCGGGAAGAAGAAGGUAGGCCGGUCCACGGGUCAGGGCGACCAAGGCACACCUGCUUGGGUGAAGCUUGGUUUAGAGUACGAGGUGUGGAGGGACCGAGUUGCUAGGGGCACAUGCAUGAACUGUGGCAACUAUUGCCACACGUCACGAACGUGUCGAGGCAACAAAGUUCUGACGAGGGUAGCCUCACCAACGGUGGUGGGACUAUCUUCGAACUCUGACGGUGCUUCUGCGAGCACUUCGCAGGGAAACACCUUGGGCGAGUACGGUCUAUACGAGUUUGUGGUGAAGCCCUUUGGUCUAUGCAAUGCACCUGGUACGUUCCAGCACGCGAUGAACAUGAUUUUUCAUGAUUACUUAGAUAAGUUUAUCGUCGUGUACCUCGACGAUAUUCUUAUCUUUAGUAAGACUGUAGAGGAGCACUCUGAGCAGUUGAAAAUAGUGCUAGGUCUCCUAAGACAGCACCAAUACAAGAUUAACUUGGAGAAAUGCGAGUUUGGUCACACCAAGAUCUUGUACUUGGGUCAUGAAAUCUCAGCAGAUGAACUGAGGCUGGAUGAUGCCAAGGUGGCCAGUAUACGUGACUGGCCCAGACCUCAGACUGUUAUUGAGGUCAGAUCAUUUUGGGGGAUGACGGGCUACUAUCGUCUGUUUGUGAAGAACUAUAGUACUAUAGCUUCCCCAUUAACUGAUCUUACUCGACUUGACACCGCUUGGGAGUGGACUGAAGAGUGUGAGGUGGCCUUCAGGAAACUGAAGUAUAUUUUGACACACUAUGAGGUUCUUAAACUUCCCGAUCCUGAUAAACCAUUUGUCGUGACCACAGACGCCAGCCAAUAUGGCAUAGGCGCGGUCCUUGCGCAAAAGGAGGGGCCCAAGUUGAGACCUAUCGAGUACAUGAGUAAGAAGAUGCCAUCUCAAAAACUAGCGAAGUCCACAUAUGAGCGUGAGCUCUAUGCCCUAUAUAGAGCGUUGGUCCACUUGAGACGUUAUCUCCUCGGCAGAUUCUUCUAUGUGAGAUCUGACCAUGAGACCUUGCGCUGGAUUAAGACACAGCCUGUGCUCUCCGACGCACUCAAGCGGUGGAUUCAAGUGAUAGACAUGUAUGACUAUCAACUUUAUCCAAUCAAGGGCGAGUACAACAAAGUGGUUGAUGCACUAUCUCGUCGGGCAUAUUAUCUGGAGUUUAAGGCAAAGCUUAUUGAGCAGAUGAUGGUCGGGGACGAGGGGGACCCCCAAGGCGCAGGGUCACGAGAGGGGCGGAGGACCAGUCAGGACGAGGUCAGGUAUGAAGGAAAUUAUAAUAGCCACAAGGGAACGCCUAGCACGAAGGGGAAGGACAAAGACGACCCCCCGGCGGAAGGAACGAAAAACGCUAUGACCCCACCCGCCAUCGACAGCGGCACUAGCGGACUGCCGGGCACACCGAAAGUAACAGGGGCGUGUGACGGACUCUGGAGCCUUAGGGAAAGAGUGCUAGGAUGGUUCGACCCAGAAGGAACGCCGAAAACCAGGGAGAAGCAGAGGGAAAGCAAGGAAGGGGAAGGGACCAGUGCAACCGGAGAAGCGGGUGGCUCCGAAGAUGGUCUUACGAGGGUAGUCGCCACCCUCACCAGGACACUAAACAAGAACCAGGGGUAUCUCGCAGAUGCGAAAAAAAAACUCACGUUCGAUGGGGCCAACAUUACGGAGUUUCUAAUAGACUAUGAGAACCUAGCAGCCUUACUGAAAUGGACGGAAGAGGAAAAGAUGGAGCACCUAGGGCAGCACGUGUCGCUAAGCUUGGGAAGGGACAUUAUGGCCAUCGUCGCCUCUAGUGGAUCCUCGAAAGAAACCAGGAAUGAGAUGAUGAGGAAAUACCAGAAGGCAAAGAAAAUGGCAACAGAGGCCGAAUUAGCCGCAGUCCAGAGGAAAAACUAUGCGACUUACAACGAUUUCCUAAGGGCAUUUACGUUAGUGGCGCUGCGAAUUCCCGGGGUAACGGACCGCAUAACGAGUAAAUACUUCCUCAGGCAGUUCUCCGAGUUUGAUAAGGAUAAGAUUUUGUCAGCAUACCAGCAGACCAGUAAGUUCGAGUCCACGAGAGAUGUGGACUUCAGCACCGUAACAGACCUUGCGGAAAAAACAGUGGUCACCGAGACACUAGCCCUGUUUAAGGAAGGGGAGGUCAUAGAUCUGACCGGGAAAACAGGAGAUAAGGUUAAGAUAGGGAUAGAAAGCCUGCACGAGCGAGUGCAUGGGGUAGACAGCAAGAUGGAAAAUGCGUUGUUAGUAAUGGAGGCGCAAGUCUCCAUACCCGCCCUCCCGCCCCAAGAGGCCGUGGUUCCAGCAGCCGUAGCAAACGGGGGAUUUGGCAGGAGGGACCCGGCCAACGAACAAUGCAAGUAUUGCACCAUGAUCGGGCAUUUCGUACGGGCCUGUCCGAGACUCAGUCACGAUAUCGAAUGGCAGAGGUGCAGCAGGUCCCUCAAAGGGGAGAUCCUCGGACCCAGGGGAGAGCGUGUCAAUUGGAACUCGCCAGGAGGGAUGCGGAGAGCCGUCAUCCUCCUGAAUAACUUAGAGAUAGCUGCCGUAGAAGCAGAGCCGAUAGCCGAGAUUGUUUGGGACCAGCCAAGGGGACGGGGACCACAUGCCAAUUUUAUCCUAGAAGGCAAUGGGCAUGAUAGGGUAAAUAUCACUACCCGACGGGUUGGCGCGGAAAAGAAGCUCAUCCGAGACACAGUAAUGGAAGAAGCCGCGGGGGCUAGUGCGGAUCAGGAGGAAGCUGAGGCCGGGGAACAGGAGAAGGUCUAUGGAAAAACGAGGGAAGAGGAACCGUCCAUGCUGCAGGCAAGCCCGAGACUGCUCAAGGGCCUCAGGCAGCUAUUGACGCGUAGACGUGUAGAAGUAGAGGAGGCUCCGGAACCACAGGAACAAAGACCCGAGGAGGCAGAGGCGCCACAAKGAGUCUCUAACCUCCAAAGCAUUCUAGGGGGCCUGGAAGACUUGGAAAAAGCCUUUGCCGAUAUUCGUCUGAGUCUGCCGGACCGAGAAGGUGGCGAAGUAAUGAGAGCACCGCCCGACACUAAACUUAGUUUCCACGCACUGCCCGUUGGAAAACUUAAAGUCCAGGUCGGAACUCACCACACCGAUGCACUAGUGGAUGGCGGCGCGGAAAUUACCCUCAUACAACGGGAUUUCGCAACAACCACGGGGUGCACAGUAAACAGGGAGGUAGCAAGGAGUAUCCGGGGAGCGGGGGGAGAAAUUCCCUUCACUGGGUAUGUCACCAAAUGCGCGAUCAAGGCAGGAAUUUGGGAAUCCAUCUGGUAUUUCCAACGGAUGACCGUCAUGGAAGAAAUGGACCAUGACAUAAUCCUCGGGAGACCAUGGUGCGCCAAUGUAGAAAUGAUUGGCAUGCACCUGCAUGAUGGCACAUAUAUGGUAGACACAGAGGAUCCGCUGACUGGUCGCGGAGAACUUCUCCGACUCCUCGGAACAGGAGGGGACCCUCCCAAGGAGGGCAGUGUGCGAAAAUACAAACCCGUAGGGAAGAAGGCCAAGCCGGUCCCGAUCCUAGUACAAACAUCAGGGGAAGAGGCCAUGGAAAAGGAAGAGGAGAUCCUACGGGUUAUAAGGGAGAGACGCGCAACGGAAGGUCACCGCAUACCAGAUGACGUAGCAGAUACCAUGAAAAUAGGAGUGGAAGGGUUCCUAACACCGGAAGAAACUCAGCUGAUAAGAAAGGCAUGUCUGGAGUUUCAUUUAGCUUCCGCUUUCAACGAUCAUCAGAAAGGGCAAUUGGACGCAAAACUAGUUCCCCCUGUCAGGAUCCACACCGUACAGCAUGAGUGUUGGAAUGAUAAAGGGCCUGCCUAUGAGUUUGGGAUAGCAGCGGAGGUCACCGACCUGCUUAGAGCCAAGAUAGAUUCUUUCGUGGCUGAACCCACCGCAUCCCCCUACGCGAACAAGUGGUCCGUGUUCAGGAAGCCCAAUAAGACACUCAGGUGGAUCCAGGACCUGCAGAAGCUGAAUGCGGUAACAAUUAGGGACGCAGGUUCGCUUCCACAGGCCGACUUGUUGGCAGAAUCUCAUGCGGGGCGAAGCAUUUACUCCCUGAUAGAUCUGUACUCAGGAUAUGACCAACUGCCACUCGAUGCGAGGGAUAGACCGUACACCGCAAUGCACACCCCCGUAGGGCAGCAGCAGAUGCAAGUGACCCCUAUGGGUUUUACAAAUGCGGUAGCAGAGGCGCAGAGGAGGAUGCUCGUCGUUGCAGGGGAUAUGUUUCUGGAAAAGUGUGAACCGUAUAUAGAUGAUAACCCCGUAAAACGCGCAAGGUACAAGGACGAGACGGAGGUCGAGCCGGGUGUACGAAAGUUUGCUUGGGACCACCUACAGGAUAUUAAGGACUUACUCCAGCGAUUCCUAGUUUACAAUAUUACUGCAAGCGGACCCAAGAGCAUCCUGGCCGUCCCGGAAGUAAUCAUACUAGGGUUUCGCUGUGGGGCCUAUGGAAGGAAACCUGACCCAGCAAAGACUGAUAAGAUCUCCCAAUGGCCAACACCCCUGCGCACCAGAACGGAAGUACGAGCCUUCCUAGGGGUGGUCGGAUUUUGGAGGAUCUUCAUCAAAGGAUUUGCCAAGAUAAUCCGCGCAAUGAUCAGGGAAGGGGGUACUAUGGAGUGGACCGAGUAUAGGGAAGCGGCAGCACAGACCCUCAAAGAUAUCCUGUCCUCUGAUCAGGUUACCUUAGCAGCACCCUGCUUUAAUGACGAAGUAGGGCGGCCCUUCAUCCUAGAGACAGAUGGCGGCUCAAUUGCAGUAGGGGGCGUAUUGAUACAGAAAAGCGAGGAAGGCAAGGAAAGACCAAUCAGAUUUGAAAGUAGGACCCUGAAUUCGGCGGAACGGCGGUACUCACAGUUCAAGAAGGAGGUCUUAGCGAUCCUGCAUUGCCUUAAGACCUUCCAUGCAUACCUGUUUGGAAGGCGAUUUAUCCUAAGGAUCGAUCCCACCAACGUCGUCGGGGCUCUAAAGAAUUACAAGCCUAUAGAUCCAACCGUCGGCAGAUGGAUAGGCUUCAUAUGGCAAUUCGACUAUAAGGUCGAGCGAAUUGCGGGGUUUCGAAACAGGGCAGAUGGGCUGAGCAGAGUAUGUAUCACGCCAGAGGGAGUAGAGGACGCGGAACCAAUUGACGCCUUCCUAGAAUACGAAGGGGGGACCCUUGUUGUGGAUAACGAAAUGGCAGACUCGGCGCUUACAACAGAAAGGUCUGCAGUCGAAGAGCGUUGCAGGCGUGGUAAGGAUGCUUGGGGCGGCAAAAGACGGGGACGGGAUGUUAGGGGGUCGUGGUGGGGAGAAUUAACAGGUUCUUCUUCGUCCAAGAACAGAGAUGGAGGAAAGGGGAGUACACUGAGGUUGGGAAGUAGGUCGAAGUCGGCGUCUAGGACGGCGAAGGCUACGAUUGAGGAGAUUGUCGCGGUGGCAUUCAUCUCUCAGGCGUCCACCCACCCGACGGUCAAGGGUUCGCCCUCUGUGGACCCCACGAACCUCCGCGUUGUUCUUGCGUCUCUCCUUGCACCUCUGCAAGCGCGACUCGAUGUGCUUGCACCCCUGGAGAGGCAAGUCAAUGCGCUUGCCCUUGAAGUUCACCGCCUCAAGGGUUCUCCUCAUCGCUCUCUCGACCGCUCUCAGACUCCAUCGCCUACCGGCUCGGAGUCCAGCUCUCCACGACUCCAGGGACGGAGACGUGGUGGUUCGUCCUCCUCCGCGGGUCAGGCCCAACACUCCCCCUCCACAGUGGUGAGUGUUGCUGCCGCUCAGACCAUACCGUUUGUUGCGGCACAUCCAUUGGUCGUCGCCGCCCCCCCCGCCCCUGCAGCUUCGGCCACUGGUGAUGUGUUGUCGCCCAGAUACCGGUAUCUGGCGAGACGAUUUCAUCUACCCACCCCGGUGUUGCUUCCCAACUUCCUGCACCGGUCGCGACACUACGGCCCUGAGUUCUUCCUCCUCCCGCUGGCGUGGGUGAUGGAGGAAGAAGAAGGGUCGGAGGUGGUCACCUAUGGUGGACGGGUGUGGGUGAUGGAGGAAGAAGAAAGGUUGAGGGUGGCCGGCUACGGUGGACGGGCGUGGGUGAUGGAGGAAGAAGAAGGGUCAAAGGUGGUCGGUUAUGGUGGACGGGUGUGGGUGAUGGAGGAAGAAGAAGGGUUGGAGGUGGUCGGCUAUGGUGGACGGGUGUGGGUGAUGGAGGAAGAAGAAGGGUUGGAGGUGGUCGGCUAUGGUGGACGGGUGUGGGUGAAGGAGGAGGAAGAAGGGUUGAGGGUGGUUGGCUAUGGUGGAGGGGCAUGGGUGAUGGAGGAAGAAGAAGGGUCGGAGGUGGUUGGCUAUGGUGGACGGGUGUGGGUGAUGGAGGAAGAAGAAGGGUUGGAGGUGGUCGGCUAUGGUGGACGGGYGKGGGUGAUGGAGGAGGAAGAGGGGUUGGAGGUGUUCGAGCUUGGAGGAGCGGUGGCGACACCUGUGGACUGGCGGAGGGAGUGUCGCUGCACGCGAGCAAAGACGGAGCCUCGAAGACGAUUAGUAGCUUCUCGUAGUUUGGUUUGGGAAAGGUUGUUCCUUGUCGGACCGAUGGAAGUGAAUGCCUGGACGGCUGGCUCCAAUGGCCCUACCGAGAUGUGCGAGGCGAUUCCCGAGAUUAACGGUGGGUUCACGAGAGGCAAGUCGGGAUGGGGUAUUCUGGGCAAGAAGGGCAGUGGCGUUUGGGAAAAGGGUAGGAAAUGUCGGGGAGACACGAGUGAGGGGUCUGAAAAUGAUUCUCAUCUAGAAGGGAGACAAUCUGACCAUGAGGGACCGUGUGGUGCUCUCAUGUGGAAACAGGACGGGCGUCGGGAAAACGAGAUGGCGCGAUGGUUGUCGCCCCCUGUCUACUCUAGUGGUCCGGAAAUGCCCAUAGAUGUAAGGGAAGGGGUAUCUGUCGUCCUCCCCGAAGAAGGAACGUGGACAGACCUGGAGUCAGCCUAUGAAACGGUGAUGCUGGAUGAAAAGGACGCGUUCCUUUGGAUAGAGAUGAUUUGGACUAAGGUCAGCCUGACGAGACUUUCACCAAGACUGAUGGACUUAGAGUUUCGAGCGACGGUGGAAGCCCGAGGGUGGGUCUACCUAUCCCAGGAUAUGGAAAAUGAAAUGGUGAUAAGAUUGGUAUCAGGCACGACACCGGAUCAGUUGUUUAGGCAAGCGGAACGGGAGGUGGUAUGGGCGGCGUGUCAGCGGGCGGAAAUGGAAAUGGAAAAGGUAGAGGUGCGAGUGGAACUCGGGGACAGAGGAAACAUGAGACGGCCCCUUAGGACAUUGAGAUGUGUACUACCCCCGUUCCUGGGGGACGCAGUCUUCGGAACCAGGGACAGGCUGGAGCAAAUAUAUCGGUUGAUGACACGCUUGAGGUUGGGACCGCUAAAUCGAAAUGGCGAUGAGACGCGUCCGGAUGUCGCGACGGCCCACGCACCCCCGACCCCCCACGGAAAGCGGAGACGGAUGGGAGGUAUCGCUCCCAGCAAGCUACAGGGUCCGAGGGAUCGAUACCGAAUGGAGAGCUGUAACCUUGGGAAGGGACCAGGCGUUCAUGAUGGUGGAAUGCUUGUGGGAUGGCGGACCGCAGAAUACAAGGCGAGACUUAUUGAACAAAUGAUGGUUGGGAAUGAAGAGGAUCCCCUGGGGGAAGGGUCGCGAGAGGGACGCAGGACCAGUAAGGGCGAAGCCAAGUACGGAGCAAAAGAUAACAGCCAUAAGGGAACACCCAACAAGAAGGGGAAGGAAAAGGGGGAGUCCCUGGCUAUAGAGGCAGAAAAGGCCACGACCCCGCCGGCUAUCGACAGUGGCGCUAGUUGUCUGCCCGCCACGUCCAAAGCAACGAAGGAAUGCGAUGGACUCUGGAGUCUCAGAGAGAGGGUGUUAGGCUGGCUUGAUCCGGAGGGUACGCCAAAGACUGGGGAAAAGCAGAAGGCAGGCAGGGAAGGAGAGGGGAAUAGCGCGGUCGGUGAGGCGGGUAGCUUUGAAGGGGGACUUAAAAGGAUAGUAGCCACCCUCACCCGGGCUCUGAAUAAGAAUCAGGGGUAUCUCGCAGACGCAAAGAAGAAACUCACUUUCGAUGGGGCAAACAUCACGGAAUUCCUAAUAGAUUAUGAGAAUCUGGCAGCCUUACUGAAAUGGACUGAGGAAGAAAAGACGAACCACCUACGGCAGCACGUAUCGUUGAGCUUAGGAAGGGACAUUAUGGCUAUCGUCUCCUCUAGUGGAUUCUGGAAGGAAACCCGGAAUGAGAUGAUGAGAAAGUACCUGAAGGCGGAGAAAAUGGCGACAGAGGCUGAAUUGGCGGCAGUCCAAAGGAAAAACUGUGCUACUUACAAUGACUUUCUGAGGGCGUUCACUCUAGUGGCACUGCGAAUCCCCGGGGUAACGGACCGUAUAAUGAGCAAGUACCUCCUUAGGCAGUUCUCCGAGUUCGACAACGAUAAGAUUCUGUCGGCCUACCAGCAGACCAGUAAGUUUGAAUACACAAGGGAUGUGGAUUUCAGUACGGUAACUGAUCUUGCAGAAAAGAUAGUGGUAACUGAGACCCUCGCCCUUCUCAAGGAAGGGGAGGUUAUAGACCUGACCGGGAAGACGAGGGAUAAGGUCAAGAAGGGGAUAGAGAAUCUGCACGAACGAGUGCACGGGGUUGACAGCAAGAUGGAAAGAGUGGAAAAUGCGUUGUUAGUAAUGCAGGCGCAAGUGUCCAGACCCGCCCUCCCGCCCCAAGAGGCCGUAGUCCCGGCAACCAUAGCUAAUCGGGGAUUUGGCAGGAGGGAUCCGGCCAAUGAACGAUGCAAAUACUGCGCAAUGGUCAGACAUUUCGUGAGGGCUUGCCCAAAACUCAAUCACGAUAUUGAGCGGCAGAGGUGCAGCAGGUCCCUCAAAGGCAAGAUUCUCGGACCCCAGGGGGAGCGUGUGAAUUGGAACUCGCCAGGAGAGAUGCGGCGAGCCGUCAUCCUCCUGAAUAACUUAGAGAUAGCUGCCGUAGACGCAGAGCCGGUAGCCGAGAUUGUCUGGAACCAACCAAGGGGACGCGGACCACAGGCCAAUUUUAUCCUAGAAGGCAAUGGUGAGUUGCUGGGUACCAUGGUAUCAGUGUCCUUUCAGACCAUGCUGCAAGCCAGCCCAAGGCUGCUCAAAGGACUCAGGCAGUUGCUAACACGUAAGCGCGUAGAGGUAGAGGAGGCCCCGGAACCACAGGAGCAGGAGACGGAAGAGGCAGAGGCACCCCAAGGCGUCUCCAAUCUCCAAAGAAUUCCCGGGGAUCUAGACGACUUGGAGAAAGCUUUUGUGAACAUCCGCCUAAGCCUACCGGAUCGUGAAGGUGGUGAAGUCAUGAGGGCGCCACCCGGGACAAAGCUUAGCUUCCAUGCAUUACCGGUAGGGAAACUUAAAGUCCAAAUCGAAACUCACCACACUGACGCGUUAGUAGACGGCGGUGCAGAAAUCACCCUCAUACGACGAGAUUUUGCAACAGUCACGGGGUGCACGGUAAACAAGGAAGUAGCAGGGAGUAUCCGGGGAGCCGGUGGUGAAAUCCCUUUCACAGGGUAUGUCACCAAAUGUGCAGUCAAGGCGGGAAUUCGAGAAUCCAUCUGGUCCUUUCAGCGAAUGACCGUGAUGGAGGAAAUGGAUCAUGACAUAAUCCUCGGAAGACCGUGGUGCGCCAAUGUAGAAAUGAUAGGAAUGCAUCUGCAUGACGACACAUACAUGGUAGACAUACAGGACCCAGUGACCGGCCGCGGAGAACUCCGACUUCUUGGGACCGGAGGGGACCCUCCAAAGGGCAAAUUGGCAACCUGGUCGCCAACAUUCGAAGAGAGUGCGCGGAAGGGGGCAUUCGCAAGGAUGGAAGCAUAUGACCAGUUGUCGCUCGGUGCGAGGGAUAGACCGUAUACCGCCAUGCACACACCAGUAGGGCAGUUGCAAAUACAAGUGACUCCUAUGGGUUUCACGAAUGCGGUGGCAGAGGCGCAGAGGAGAAUGUUGGCUGUAGCAGGAGAUAUGUUCCCAGAGCAAUGCAAACCAUAUAUAGACGAUAACCCCAUAAAGGGCGCGCAAAACAAGGAUGAGACAGAGGUUGAGCCGGGCAUGCGAAAGUUUGUCUGGGAUCACCUGCAGGAUAUCAAGGAUCUCUUACAACGGUUCCUGGUUUAUAAUAUUACCGCAAGUGGACCAAAGAGCAUCCUGGCUGUUCCGGAGGUAACCAUAUUGGGGUUUCGCUGUGGGGCUUAUGGGAGAAGACCCGACCCAGCAAAGACAGAUAAGAUCUCCCAGUGGUCGACACCCCUGCGCACCACGACGGAAGUACGAGCCUUCCUAAGGGUGGUCGGGUUCUGGAGGAUCUUCAUCAAAGGAUUCGCAAAGAUAGCGGAGCCUAUCCGCUCGAUGAUUAGAGAAGGUGGCACUAUGGAAUGGACCGAGGAUAGAGAAGCGGCAGCCCAGCCCCUUAAAGACAUCCUGUCUUUCGAUCAGGUCACCCUAGCAGCACCUUGUUUCAACGAUGAGGUAGGACGACCCUUCAUCUUAGAAACAGAUGGGGGACCGCUGACAGUUGGAGGAGUACUGAUACAGAAGAGCGAGGAAGAUGGGCUGAGUAGGGUGUGUAUCACGCCGGAAGGGAUAGAGGACGCAGAGCCAAUUGACGCCUUCUUGGAAUACGAGGGAGGGACCCUCGUCGUGGAUAACGAGAUGGCGGACGCCGUGCCGACAAUGGGUCAGUUGCUGAUCCAGACUCUGGAAAAAGGCGCCCCCGCGGUAGUGGCGGAACUCAGGAAAGGACAGGUCACCACGUUUAGACACAAAGAGGGAAAGGAUUCGCGGGGAGCAACGUUAGGACCCAAAGAGGAACUGAUGGCAAUGGCCGUCGAAGAGGGACGGGACGCUGUGAUGACCCUAGCAGAGACCUGGGCGCAAAGGGAGUGGCGGUACCUAGUUAACCAGACUCAGGAGGAGCAGGAUGCUGAUCGGAAGGAACAAGAAUUCUUCCUUAUACAGAUGUACGAGGGCGUCUUCAGGGAAAUCGGCCUAUUGCUUAUAGGAAACAAGCAGUCCACGGAAGUCGGCCCCAAGGCAAGGGAGGAAGCCGAAAAGUACAUCCUGGAUGCGAGGGAUAACCUCAGUGGCUACGUAGAGGCGAUAGCACUCAAGAGAAAGACAGGGAAGGGAGUGGCCGAUUGGAAAGAGGAUUUCUACCUAAGACACCCCUUUGUGCGCAGGUUCAUAGCAGACAACGAGACGGAGUUCGUCAUUCAGCAGGUAUUGAGCAGGCUUAAGACCUUGUGCGUACCCAUCAAGAUCAUUGAGCCAUAUCACCCUGAGGCAAAUGCACCGGUAGAAAGGGGGCACCGGACUUUGAAGAACACAAUCGUCAAGCUCGCAGUGAAUGAUUUGGGAAACUGGCCACAGUUCCUUAAGCACGCAGUUUUCUCAGAGAACAUGACACCGAAAAGGACAACAGGGUGCAUUCCAGCAGAACUUUGGUAUGGGAGGGAGAUUGAUUUUCCGGCGGAAGCCUUAAUCCCCACCUGGAAUAGGCUAGAUGACAAUCCACGUCUGUCUACGGAAGAAUUAAUUAUCGCAAGAUGCCAGCAGGUCGUUAGAAAUGAGGAAGCCUUGGAAGAAGUGGUCAAGCGCGUGAUGGAUAGCCGAAUGAGGGACAAAGCAAGAUGGGACCAGGUGAAGAAUAUCCGGAAAUAACCACUCCAAGUAGGGGAAAAGGUGGUAGUUAGGAACUCGGCCCUUGAGAGCACGUGGUCUGUGCAGCUGGGGAAGAGGUUCAAAGGGCCCUACAGAAUCG
This is a messenger RNA of Chara braunii, 15212 nucleotides long. NCBI's taxonomy places the organism in Eukaryota, Viridiplantae, Streptophyta, Charophyceae, Charales, Characeae. The record is from the annotation of a GenBank genome assembly.